ACGGGCUGCUCUCACUUUGAACCGGUGUCAACAAACAACAACGACAUAUUUCUCCCGGGCUACACCGUCUUAGCACCCGCGUUUCUCAGAAAACCUCAAUACCGGCGAUUAAAACCAACAGAAUGAGAAAUAUACUCUUUUAACGACCCCCAAAUCACGCUCUGCCUUUUUUCCUCGUCAAAUUUGCCUCCUCAGAGGCUCGUGGCUGUCCCGGGACGGUGCUUGGCUUUAGCACGAGCACGGCUAACUUUUCUCCGAAGCUACACAGGAUAAAUUUCGGGGAAAAUUCUCACAGUCGACGGGGAAACCUUUGUAACAACGUCCACCUGCCGCUCGGUCGGUGCUAGAGCAGCUGGAGGAGGAGGUUCCUGCAGUCGUUGGGGUGUCGGUGGUAUGACUGCGUUGGCGGGGUCAAUACCCAGGAUGAUGCGACCCUCGCUGACCCAGAACUAUCCCCGCAGCGGCUUCCCUCUGGAAGUGUCUACACCGCUGGGUCAAGGCCGAGUCAACCAGCUCGGAGGAGUUUUCAUAAAUGGCAGACCUUUGCCCAACCACAUCCGCCAUAAGAUCGUGGAGAUGGCCCACCAUGGAAUCAGGCCAUGUGUCAUCUCCCGACAGCUCCGCGUCUCCCACGGCUGCGUGUCCAAAAUCCUGUGCCGGUACCAGGAGACCGGCUCCAUCAGACCCGGGGCCAUCGGAGGCAGCAAACCCAAGCAGGGGACAUCGCCGGACGUAGAGAGGAGAAUAGAAGAAUACAAGCGGGAAAACCCGGGUAUGUUUAGCUGGGAGAUUCGGGAUAAAUUACUGAAGGAUGGGAUUUGUGACCGCAACAACGUUCCGUCAGUGAGCGCCAUCAGUCGCAUAAUGCGGAGUAAGUUUGGGGGAAAAGGCGACGAAGAAGAGGAUGAAGAUGAAAUUGAGAAGAAAGAGUUGGAGGACAACGAGCGGAGGGCCAAACACAGCAUUGAAGGCAUCUUAGGAGACAGAUCCAGUCACUCAGAUGAGGGUUCAGAUGUAGAGUCAGAGCCUGAUCUGCCGCUGAAAAGGAAGCAGCGGCGCAGUCGGACCACCUUCACUGCAGAGCAACUGGAAGAGCUGGAGCGGGCCUUUGAGAGAACACACUACCCUGACAUCUACACCAGAGAGGAGCUCGCUCAGAGGGCCAAGCUCACGGAGGCCAGGGUGCAGGUGUGGUUCAGCAACAGGCGAGCAAGAUGGAGGAAGCAAGCUGGAGCCAAUCAACUGAUGGCAUUUAAUCACCUUAUUCCAGGGGGUUUCCCACCAUCAGCCAUGUCCAGCAUCCCGCCCUACCAGCUCUCUGACAGCAGCUACCCCCCCUCAUCCAUAGCCCAAGUAGUGUCAGAGCCACCCAGCACGGUGCACCGCCCCCAGCCUCUGCCUCCCUCCUCGGGCCACCAGGCCUCCGGUGGCGGCGGACAAGGAGAAGGAGGCUCUGCUUACUGCCUCGCCUCCGGACGCCACUCCUUCUCAGGCUACUCAGACAGCUUUGUGAGCCCUGGAGCACCAACCAAUCCCAUGAACUCUUCCAUAGGGAAUGGGCUCUCUCCACAGGUGAUGGGUCUUCUGAACCCUGGCGGUGUGCCGCAUCAGCCUCAAAGUGACUACGCCAUCUCUCCACUGACAGGCGGCCUCGAGCCGCCGGCCGGCAUGGCUGCCAGCUGCAGCCAGCGGAUGGAUCACAUCAAGGGCUUGGAGGGUCUCACCAGCGUUCCCUCCAUGUCAGCUCUGCCCUCACUGCCAAGCUCCCAGUCCUACUGCCCCCCAACCUACAGCUCACCGGGCUACACCGUCGACCACGUGGCAUCCUACCAGUACAGCCAGUACGGACAAAGUAAGGGGGUUGACCAAUCAGAUUCAUCCAUUGACCUUGUGGCAACCUCAAUACAACUGGGUCCUUCAAAGAGCAUGGCAACGGUCCAACAAGUCUGACUCUGUGUAGCUCUGUGGGGCGGCAGGUAUCAAAUGAAUAUCUAACUUAAUAUCCGAUAGCAGCAAAUGUCUAAUGAAAUAUCUCGGUCUGAUAUCUUAAAGCGGACAGAAUAAAGAAUUAGUGCGACACACAUGAUGAACCGCUAACAUGUAGCUCUGUGCGCUUACAUACACACAGACC
This is a messenger RNA of Neolamprologus brichardi, 2131 nucleotides long. The record is from RefSeq and is a predicted model, not a curated record. NCBI's taxonomy places the organism in Eukaryota, Metazoa, Chordata, Actinopteri, Cichliformes, Cichlidae.